Saprolegnia diclina VS20 is the source of this 915-nucleotide messenger RNA. RefSeq lists its product as hypothetical. The transcript has 4 exons. NCBI's taxonomy places the organism in Eukaryota, Oomycota, Saprolegniomycetes, Saprolegniales, Saprolegniaceae. Bases 1 to 915 code for a protein of 304 amino acids. Gene Ontology annotation, biological process: G2/M transition of mitotic cell cycle; protein dephosphorylation; positive regulation of G2/MI transition of meiotic cell cycle. Gene Ontology annotation, cellular component: nucleus; cytoplasm. The record is from RefSeq and is a predicted model, not a curated record. Gene Ontology annotation, molecular function: protein tyrosine phosphatase activity.
AUGAUGGACGAGACAGCCACGCCGCAGCCCGGACGGCUGCUACCCGAGGCUCCGACGCCUAUGCUGGCCCGCAAGUCGUCGGACCCAACGGGCCUCGUGACGUCGCCGCGGCGCCGACGUGUUCCGCGGAGCAGCAAGCGAGCGCUCUUCUCCCCCGAGACGCCCAUUGCGUUGAAGCGCUGCUCCGACCUGGUCAACGACGAGAACGCGUACGAGCAUGGGCCGGCGCGAAAGGCGCCACGCCGGCUUGCGCUGUUGAGUGGCGAUGAGAUAGCGAGUCCUUCACAUCCCAAGUUUGCACGCUGCAACUCGGCGCCAGUGCUGCACGGUGUACCUUUCAAGCCGUACGAGCCGAAGCUGCCAACAGUCCGAUCGUCGCAGCAUCCUGACCUGCACGUCAUUUCGCCAACCACCGCGCUUGAGGUGUUGCAAGGCGUCCUCCCAGCCUCGUUACAAGGCGCUCGCUUCUUCGACUGCCGCUUUACGUACGAAUAUGAAGGCGGGCGACUUCGAGGUGCCACGUCAUUGCCAUCGCCAGACGAUGUUGAGCACGUCUUCUUUGCGCCGUCGCUCGCGCAAUCGACGACAACCGCGCUCAUCUUUUACUGCGAGUUUUCCGCGAAACGAGCGCCCGAAAUGAUGCGGCACAUACGGCGCCGCGACCGCUGCCUCCACGCUGCCACGUACCCCGAGCUGUUGUACCCGGAAAUGUACUUGAUCGACGGAGGCUACAAGCACUGCUUCGCGUCGGCACUGGCUGUGUGUGACCCGCCCACGUACACGUCCAUGAACGACCCAGCGCACGCCGAGAGUGGCAAGGCGGCGAUGCAGCUCCUGCGCCAGCGCUGGAAGGCCCACCAGUCGCCCGCCAGUCUCCGGGUCGUAGGCCAUCAUGGGCAGCAUCGAGACCAGUAG